AUGAACAAUGAUGAUGAUAUCUUUCAAGCAGCAGAAUAUUAUAAUGCAUUUAUGAUGAAUUUAUCUUCAAUAAAUCCUACUGCUAAAGCUACGUUAUGGAUGGGUGACCUUGAUCAUUGGAUGGAUGAGCAUUUUCUUAAAGAACUUUGGGCUGCUUAUGGAGAAGAAGUAACCGUUAAAUUAAUUCGGGACAAACGAACAGAUAUUAGUGGCGGCUAUGCUUUUAUUGAAUUUACGUCAACUUACGCUGCACAAAAAGCAUUAGCAACAAUUCAUGGAACAAGAAUACCAAAUUCACUCAAGACAUUUAAAUUAAAUUGGGCUUCUGGUGGUGGAAUAUGUGAUAGAAAAGAAGAUCGAACGCCAGAAUAUAGUUUAUUUAUCGGUGAUUUAAGUCAAGAAAUGAAUGAAACUUUUCUAUUAUCUUUCUUUAGAGUUAGAUACCCUUCUUGUCAUUCUGCUAAAAUCAUGACAGAUCCACUCACUGGGCUAUCAAAGGGCUAUGGCUUUGUUCGAUUUCUAAACCAGCUGGAACAACAGCAAGCUGUAAUAGAGAUGAAUGGAGUCAUUUGCAACAAUCGUCCUAUUCGUGUUUCAUUCGCUACACCCAAAUCCAAUUAUCAUACAUCACCCAUAUUCAUCCCUAACCACCAUACAAGAUAUAUGCAGCUUGCAUUGCAGGCACCCGCUCUUGUUAAUCAGCCUACUGAUCCCAACAACACGACAGUCUUCGUUGGCGGCCUUUUAUCACCCAUUACAGAACAAGAGUUGGCUCAAUAUUUUGCCCCCUUUGGUGACAUUGUUUAUGUCAAGAUACCGCCAGGUAAAGGAUGUGGCUUUGUGCAGUAUGUGAGUCGAAUAUCGGCUGAACAGGCAAUCGAACGAAUGAAUGGCUUCCUGAUUGGUCAUUCAAGGAUUAGAUUAUCUUGGGGGAGAUCAAAUAAGAAGAGUAUCAAUAGUGAGUCAACAAGUCCAUCUUCUUCUUCUACUUCUUCAUCACUGAAUACGACAAUGAUGCUUCGUUCAUUAUCUCCUCCUUCUUCAAUAUUUAGUAGUUCAAGUAUCUAUGACUCACAGUCGUCUACACAUAAUUUAUUGUUUCGUUCUUCCUCGAUGUAUAAUCAUGAUUGGAUAUUAUUGCAACAACAAAAGCAAGAUAAUGAUGAUGAUAAUAAUUUAUUUUAUUAUUAA
Messenger RNA from Cokeromyces recurvatus, 1191 nucleotides. RefSeq lists its product as uncharacterized. Gene Ontology annotation, cellular component: cytosol. The record is from RefSeq and is a predicted model, not a curated record. Gene Ontology annotation, molecular function: mRNA binding. The transcript has 5 exons. Bases 1 to 1191 code for a protein of 396 amino acids. Gene Ontology annotation, biological process: mRNA splice site recognition. NCBI's taxonomy places the organism in Eukaryota, Fungi, Mucoromycota, Mucoromycetes, Mucorales, Mucoraceae.